Symbiodinium sp. CCMP2592 is the source of this 2538-nucleotide messenger RNA. The record is from the annotation of a GenBank genome assembly. Lineage: Eukaryota; Dinophyceae; Suessiales; Symbiodiniaceae.
AUGGAUAAGUACCGCAGAGUGCCAAAGCCCAAGGAAGAGAUUGUCAAGAGCGAUGAGGAGAUCCGUGUGACUGCUGCUGGCAGUGUCUCAGCUUACGUUUCCCGCGCUGCAACGGUCUUCAACGACCUAGGCAAGUCCUUCGUCAUCAUUCAGGCGACCGGCAACGCGCUGACCAAGGCUGUUACUACUGCUGAAGUCAUCAAGCGCCGAUUCAAGGGUCUGCAUCAGAUCACUAACAUCGGCACCACCGACAUCGUGGACGAGUACGAACCCAUUGAAGAAGGCCUGGACAAGGUCGUCGACACGCGCAGCGUGUCCGUGAUCGAGAUCAAGUUGUCCAAGGACGCCUUGGACACAUUGGACAAGGGCUACCAACCGCCUCUGGACGAGUCCCUCGUGAAGGAGUACACACCAGACGACCGCCCAGCUGGAGGCCGCGGAAAGGGUCGCGGAAAGGGCGCGGGACGCGGCAAGGGUCGCGGAAAGGGAGGAAAAGGAAAGGGCAAGGGAAAGGGAGAAGGUAAAGGCAAGGGCAAGGGAAAGACGACCACAUCAAAGGGAAAAGGCAAAGGCAAAGGAGAUUCUAAAGGAAAGAGCUCCAGCAAGGGCAAGGGAAAGAGCCGAAGCUACGACGACUAUGAGGACGAUUAUGGCUACAGUGGCAAAGGCAAAAGCAAGGACCUGCUCAAGCUCCAAGCUGACCAUGAGGCCUCGCUGCAGGACAUCGCGACCUCCGAUGCUGACAUUUCAUCGUGGAGGUCGCACUGGGACGCAGAGAACAACGGCCGUGAGGCCCUGGAGAAGGAUUUCAACGCUGCAAAGCAAGCUUUCAAUGGCGAGCUUCUCACUCUUCAGGCUAUGUGCAACAUGCUGAGCGGAUGCAACGAAGAUCUGGAGCAGGAAAUUCGCCAAAUAUCAGGGGACUUGGUGCACAAGCGCCGUGCGACCAGGAGUCGUGAAGUUGAGAGCACGACGCGACAGGCCGCCGCUGAGGCGCAGCUCAAGGAGUCUCAGGAGCUGCUGGUAAGCUGCCGAGAGCGCUUGCGAGAAGUGGUGGACCAGCGAGCUCGCGUGGCAUCAGAGGCCGAGGCACAGCGUCAGCAGGCCAUCGAGGUGUUGUCCGUCAUGGAAAGGAAUCUGGAGAACCAGGUGCAAAUCCUUUACACCGACCGAGAGCGCUACGAAGCCGUGCUGCUGAAUCAUCGGAAGGUGCAUGGGCAGGCGAAGGAAGAGUGUGAGCGCGAGAAGGAGCUCGCUUCGGCAGCGCUGAGGCAGGCCCGAAGUGAAAGUCGACAUCGCUUGGAAGGCAUGGAGAAGGAGAAGAUGAGGAUCGAGGAGAGCAGAAGGAGCGAGCUGGCCCAAGGCCACGAGGGUUGCUUUUUCAGAGCCAUUCCAACACCUUUGCCUGUCCGCUUGCUGCGGUGCUCGACAAUGCCGUACCCUUUCCUGAUUUGGGCAGCCGCCUUCUUUGUAAUUCCGGCGAUUGGACUGGCCAUGGGCAUGCUAUGGGCAGCUUCCAUGAUAGGUCUGGUCUUCGUAGUGACCUAUGUCGUUCUUCAGACACUUAAGAUGUUUGCGCAGCAAGUUCCGGUUGUGCGCGAUUUGCUCCCUGAUGAAGUCCCCGCUGAGGAGCUCUCAGCGCGACGUCUGGCGGCUGAAGCCACAGCCGAAAGGGUGGCCGCCGAAAUCGAGGCAGAGAUCCAGGCCGUGGCAGAAGCUCAGGUUCUGCUGCCUGCUUCCCGUGCCGAUGCAGCUGAUAUGAUGGAGGAGGCGAAGAUGGCUGUGACGGCUGCCCGUCAGCAGCUGCAAACUGUGGAGGCGGAAGCGAAGCAGCAAAGUGGCGGAUGGAUGGCCGUCUGCGAUGCGCGCGAAAGAGUUCGCAGAGCGGAAGUGGACCUAGCAAAGGUCGAGUCCGUGGCCCGUCCAAUGCUGCCGUUUGGCGAAAGCCUCUCCAAGGAGCCGGCCACAGCGGAGAAAUCAGGGACCUUGGAGGUUCCACAGACUGCCCGCAGCAAUUCUCAGCGGCUUGCGGUGCAGAUGUCUCAUCGGAGCUUUUCCAGUGCUGCCACACCCCUGCGGAUACAUCACGCGGCUGGUCUCGCGGGAGCCAGCAGGAGCGCAUCCAUCGCCGCAGACGUCCUGCCACGGGCGGCCCUGGUACUUCGCAAAUACGUGGACCACCGGCAACAGAGGGUGGAGGACAUGGAGCAGGACGUAGAACGAGUACGAAGCCGACUUGUCGAAAGCGAGACCAGCCUCGGCUUCCUUCGCCAGGAAUGCCACCGAGAGGAGAGGGAAAACCAGCGCUUGCAGCGAGAGCUGGAAGACGAGGUUCGGCUCAUGGAAUCGCAGCUGGAGCGAUUUCGCCGCGAUGACACCACCUUGGCGAAGAACUGGGAGGCUCAGCGCUUCCGGGCGGAUCAGGAGCGCCGAGAUGUUCAUCAAAGCCUUGGGGAGCCUGUGAUCGGUGCUUCUUCCCCCGCACAGACCGGCUCAGGGAGACGCUGGUCAUCCUCGGAGCCAGUGACAGCCCGGUAG